Hibiscus syriacus is the source of this 854-nucleotide messenger RNA. Its product is annotated as CCG-binding protein 1-like. The transcript is spliced from 3 exons. The record is from RefSeq and is a predicted model, not a curated record. Gene Ontology annotation, molecular function: mediator complex binding. Gene Ontology annotation, biological process: pollen tube guidance. Gene Ontology annotation, cellular component: cytosol; nucleus. Bases 11 to 649 code for a protein of 212 amino acids. NCBI's taxonomy places the organism in Eukaryota, Viridiplantae, Streptophyta, Magnoliopsida, Malvales, Malvaceae.
CUCUGAGUUUAUGUUCGCCGUUAAGAUGAUUAAGUCCAUCCUAUUGCGUCCCUAUUCAUCUCUCAUCCUCGGUGAUGUUAAGGAUAUCCACCGCCCGGGAUUAUCGACGCCGUCCAAAACUCGAUUCGCUUCCACGAUUCGCUCUUCUUCCAGCAGCGACGCCUACAUACCGAAGCUCGAACCUUUUAGCAGAACGAAAUUCGAGCGCGCCGUCAAAGAGCCUCCCUUGAUCGAGAAGUCCGAGAACCAACUCGCUGAUUACUGUUCCACACUUGAAGGAGACGAUUCUUAUAGUUGCUGGAGAGCUUAUUUCGAGUUGAAAGAUCUUGAGAAAGAGACACCGAAAGAGGAUGUGGAGAAGAUAAUUAUUCAAGCAGGGGGUGUUAAGUCAUUGAUCGGACUCUUACAUGGAAUUGCAUCCAUCCACAAGGGAAACAACAAUGGAUUUUCAAGUAUGGCUAAGCCAGUGCGGACCGAAAAUGUAGGCAAGAGAUUCUUGCAUAUCCCGGAUGGGUUGCCUAAAUCUGCAGAAGAAUUAGAGGAGGAAGAGAGAGCAAGAAUGCCAGAUUCCCCAUUUACCAGAAUGCUUAGAACUAAGGGCACAUUUCCCGCCUGGUACUCUCCUGCACCUGACCACGAGACCGAUUGAUAAAAAUAGAUGCUCAUUGUUAUUAUCAUAUACUAGCUUCCUUGUAGAUAAAAUGAGAUGGGGAGUUUGUAAUAUAGGGUUUUCAAGCUUCAAGUCGACUGUUAUUGUAUCUGGGAUUUAAGCGUUUAGGCCAUUCGUAUGGUCUUUUUCCAGAACUGGAAGUCUCUAAGAUUUUUUAAUCUAUCUUAAUGCAUCAGCUUUGUAA